AGACUAUACGACACUACGUCGUUCGUACGUCGCUGCCCUGGCCAGAAGUUAGGUAAUGCGUUACAGUUUGUUCGUUCACAGCUAUUCCUAACGUGUAAUUAUCUACGACGUCGUUUACAGUUUUGAAUUGUACUUGUCAGGUGGAAAAGCCGCUUCGCGUUUCCAACCAGCCGGUGUUUGUCUCUGAACGAUUGCCGUCAGCCGUUAGCUUGAGAGGCUAACAGGGUCCACAAUGGAAGGCAGCGCUAGCGUGAGGAAAGCCCUGUCCGGGACUCUGGUUCCCUCAGCGGUAACAACAGUGGCUCUCCGACAGCAACCCGAGGAGAAAGAGACGGGGAAGCGGAAGAGGAAGGUCCUUGAUGAAGAGGAGUACAUUGAGAGUAUAGAGAAGAUUAUCCAGAGGGAUUUCUUUCCAGAUGUGACAAAAUUACAAGCACAGAAGGACUAUCUGGAAGCUGAGGAAAAUGGAGACCUUGAGAGAAUGAGAGAGAUAUCUAUCCGAUAUGGGUCAUCUUUGACUAAAUCUACACCACGAUCCUCUGCACCCUAUGUGACUCCAGCUAGCUUUGAGACUCCAGUGGGUCGCUCAGGGUCUCCCUCCUCCACUCGUGGCAAUAAAGAUUUAGAUAGAGAGAGCAAAGACGAUGACAAGGAAGAGAAAGAGCUGCUCUCUCUGGAUCGUUUCUUGGCAAAAAAUACCAGUGAGGAUAAUGCAUCAUUUGAACAGAUAAUGGAUCUGGCAAAGGACAAGGAGAAACUGAAGCAUGCCUGGCUAUAUGAGGCUGAGACUGAAUACAAGCAGCGCCAUGAGGAGAACCUUGCUUUACCGUCAGUAGAGAAGGCAGCACUUGAAUGCGUCAAAGCUGGAUUGGAGACAUGGGAGUAUAAAGCCAAGAAUGCCUUGAUGUAUUAUCCAGAGGGUGUUAAAGACGACGAUGCUAUUUUCAAGAAGCCAAGAGAGGUAGUUCACAAGAAUACUCGCUUUGCGGGAGACCCAUUCAGCAAAGCUCUCAACAAAAGCCAGAUUCAGCAGGCUGCAGCUCUCAAUGCACAGUUCAAACAGGGUAAAGUAGGCCCCGAUGGGAAAGAGCUCAUCCCACAUGAAUCCCCGACAGUGAAUGGAUAUGGUUAUGAAAGAACGCCUUCCCCUGCACCUGGUGUAUCUGAGUCACCUCUGAUGACCUGGGGUGAGAUUGAGAGCACCCCAUUUCGUCUGGAUGGAUCAGACACCCCAUAUGUUGAGAGGAAUCACGGCCCAUCAUUUAAGAUUCCAGAGCCGGGACGGCGAGAGAGGCUGGGUUUAAAGAUGGCCAAUGAAGCUGCUGCUAAAAACCGUGCAAAGAAACAGGAAGCUUUGCGAAAGGUGACAGAGAAUCUUGCAAGUCUAACGCCUAAAGGUCUGAGUCCAGCCCUCACCCCCGCUCUGCAGAGGCUCGUAAACCGAACUUCUAGCAAAUACACGGACAAAGCGCUAAGAGCAAGCUACACUCCGUCUCCCUCACACAGAGUCACCGGCUGCAAGUCUCCCUUUGGUGGCCCAGCCACUCCAUCGGGGACACCAACACCAAACAAAGCCAAGACGCCAAGCUCUCAGGACCUUACAUCACUCACAGACAAUCUGCUGCAACUUCCCAAGAGACGGAAAGCCUCAGACUUUUUCUGAGUAAGAAAAGCUGUUCUCUGCUCGGAUUGUACAAAAGUAGACUUAUUAUUAUGAGGAGAACAUUAUUAUUAUAAACUCUCCAGACCCAGUUUUCUCAUAUUAAAGAGCAAAUCUUUCAGCUGGAUGACUGGAUAAAGAAAUGUACAUGAGGAAUUUUUACAGAUUUAUUUGUUACAUUUUUGUACAGAUGCGUUAAUGUAGAUCCCUGUGAAAUACAUUGUCCAAAUGCUAUGUAAUUAUUUGUUUAUCUUUUUGCAAUUUUUUUGUUUCAUCUCAAAUGCAAGGUUUCAUUUCAUUCAGACUUUUGUACAGUUUUCCUCCAGUUAAACUUGUGCUAUCCCUACCAGCACAUGCUUAACUGGUAUUUUUUAAUAUAAUUAUAACUCAGUAUUUGUUUCUGAGAAUCAUACAUCCAAUUAGAUUUUCAACACGCAGCA
Molecule: messenger RNA, 2100 nt
Organism: Lates calcarifer (barramundi perch)
Lineage: Eukaryota; Metazoa; Chordata; Actinopteri; Centropomidae
Gene: ess2
Product: ess-2 splicing factor homolog
Exons: 10
Coding region: 233-1663 (476 amino acids)
Cellular component (GO): catalytic step 2 spliceosome
Source: RefSeq, a predicted model, not a curated record